Messenger RNA from Truncatella angustata, 3375 nucleotides. RefSeq lists its product as uncharacterized. The record is from RefSeq and is a predicted model, not a curated record. The transcript has 2 exons. Bases 1 to 3375 code for a protein of 1124 amino acids. Lineage: Eukaryota; Fungi; Ascomycota; Sordariomycetes; Amphisphaeriales; Sporocadaceae.
AUGGGUAAUACAGCCUCGGUCGAGGAGGGCCGGAGAACAACUUAUAAGCUGGCAAAACCCCGAGUCGGCAGUCAUGAGACCAACACCUUAUUAGGCCCUAUCGGGUUGACUGACCCAAGACGGCGUUUCUCAGUUUCAAGAACUGCCUCUCUUCCUUAUGGCACCUCGCCAGCUCCAUCUCCAAUGUUUCCCAGUACCGAGUCCGCAAUGGAAGGCCCUCCCGAGAUCAAAGAGGAGACGACGAACAGAAAGUCUCGGUCUCGUUCAAUAUCCCGCACAGCUACAGCCCUGUUCCGGUCAAGAUCAUCACAGCCUUCGCAGAGUCCGCGGCGGAGGCAGAAUAGCAUCGGGGUGCAGAACACCUCCCAAAGCACCAGGCCGAGCAGGGCGAAUUCAGUUAUCGUAGGCGGCUCCGAGCCGCACUAUGCUCAGUCAAAUGUUGCUGUGUGGAACACUCCUGUCCGGCCGAGUGCGGGAUCUCGUCGUACCUCUGUAACCUACGACCUUAACUCGUACGAAGCAAAGCGACUGCUGAACCUGGUGGAGGAACCGGCCUACGAAAAGAACUCGAUAGCCUCAGAGAGCUGUUUCCAGGCUGUACGCCCUCAACGAAGAGCUUCGAUUCAGUCCCCCGUUGGAGACAAAACCGCAAAUGCUAACAUUGGGAGGGCGAGCUCCGAUGUAUCAUUGUAUGUGCCCAUGAGGAGGAAAUCGCUUAUCGCGACGCCUGGAGUGGCCACUAGAGCACCAGCACCACCGCCACCAGUACCGGCAGUACCGGCAAUGCCACGGAAGUCGUAUGCGAGAUUCAGUCUGCCGUCAACACCAGCUCGCCGGGAUUCCUUAGAUUCCAUAGCCGGUAGCAUCCUUUCAAUUCCGCCACUGAGCAUCAAUCCUGACUCAUUCCCCCGUGCGACGACUCCCUGCGACGAGGACUAUGGCCACAUUGGCGCUUUCAAGAUAGGGUCUUUGCGAAUCACAAAUGGUAGCCCAGCGAUGAGCCCGGCCGUCGAAACUCCCAUGGAUAUGUUGCCUUCACUUCAGGAGCGAACUGAGAGAGACAGUUACUUUGCAGGCGAAUCAGACUACCCAUCCAACAGUGCUCCGACAGCACUCUUGCUUACCACCGACAAUGAGCGCACACCGCAGAAAACACAUUUGCUAAGCCCGCUCGUAACUUCAAAGCAGGCUUCCCGCAAUAUGAUUGCAGUGCCUGCGUCGACAAAGUUCUCACAGUACCUGCCAGAAAUUCAAUUGAGCCCGGUGGAUGUGGAGAACUAUUCCGACGCACAUGCUACAGGCCUUCUGACGACCAGCAAGCACACCGCAUUGGAGGAUGAUCUGUUCGAGGAUGACCAGUCAGAGUACUGUCAGUCUGAAGUCUUGGAUGUCCGUAUAGACUUGAAUGCGAAGUCUCUGCCGCCUCGUCCACGUUUGAUAUCGGAAGGAAGAAACAGUCGGGAAAUGAUGAGAUCCGAUAGCGGAGUGGUUGCGACCCCUAUUCUCGAGGAAAUCCCACAAGCACAAGCAGCGCUGGCGAAAAGCGACUCCGGCUACAGUUCCAAUAUGUCACUCCGCUCAUUCUCCGCGAGGCCGUCUGUGUCCGAGAAGGAAGAGCACAUGGCCGAUACAGAAGACCCGCCGCAAACGCCUCUAAAGGAUCUGUUAUCGGCAGUGCAUGAAAAUCCUGCCGACACCAAUCCGAAUGGCUUAGGAGUUGCUGGGCCUGAAGCUCAGGCGCGUGUGCCACCUCACUUGUCCCAGAAGCAAUUGACAGCUCAGGACGUUGCAUCAAAAGAUCUUCCACCUUCCAGUCCACGAGGAGGCGAGGCUUCUCGUCUUGGUCAUGUUUCCUAUGACUCGGGGAUUUCAGUUCAAGACGGUCGAAGCAAGACGAGCAGUACCCCUCCUGAAACCGGCCAGUCGUUGAUUAGUCCUGAGAGUUCAAGCUCCUCUCAAUCCGGCUCGAGCGAGGGUAGCGGCAAUCGCAAGCCCGGGAAGUUCGGACGGUUCUUGAACAGUGCUCGCAAGCCCCUUGCAAGCCAGGCCUCUCAACCCUCCGACAAAACCAGCAUUCCCUCGCGCCCUAAAGGAAGAUUCAAUGAGCGGGGUGGAUCUUUUACCCUCUCCAUGAAGCGUCUGGGCCUCAUGGCUGAGCAUAGUAAAGCGGCUUUAGAGCCCACUACCAACGUGGAGAGCAAACGUCAAAACGACGAAGUGCCAGCGGUACCAGCACUGCCUAAGAUAGUGGCCGACGCAGCUGCGCUGGACGUGAACAGCGUAUCUGACGCCAGCUUCUGGUCUGCGGACGUCUCACUGACAUCAAAUUCCAUUGAACUCGUUUCUAGCCCCACGGCAAUCGCUCGUAAGCCCUUACCGAUUCGAAAAGAUUCUUUUGAGUCGACUCUGCCCGAAGUAAGAGCCGCUCAAGGAAAUAAGGCAUAUUCGGAACUGCAACACUUGAAAUUAGGGUUUGAGGACGUCGCCAUCAGCGUUGCACAUUCCGUGCCCUCUCUAUCUGAAGAUCCCCUCACGGACCAAAUGAAAAGAACGAGGUCGCCACCUGUCAGCAUGAGGACGCGCAAUAAAGGUUCUUCCCAGAAAAGGCCUCCUUCACGGGCGCAAUCCACCCCCCCAGUUAGUGGCCAGGGGCCUACUGCGUUGCCUCUGAGUACGAGAUCCAGUAGAGAGAACAUGCGCAGCUAUCCAACAUUUCAGCCACUCUUGUCAAGAAGGUCGAGCCGUGACAAUGUCCACAGCUACCCACCAGCUCAGGCUGUGUAUGAGAACUUGGACCGCUGUAUCACUAGUCGGUCUCCCGCCCCAGUCGACACACAACGCUUAACAAGUUUGAAUUCCAUGGAGGGUGAGCACCGUCUUCCCAAUUGGGAGGUCCAGACAGACCAUGGCGCACUUUCUCAACGUUCGUUUGUCAACAAUAGCCGUGGUGCUUCCCCCGUAGACCAGGCUAGCCAUCAAAAUCCCGUUUCUCUGGAGCCGAGGUCACAUCUACAUGUACAUAAAUCUGCCAGGCCUAUGGUACUCCGUCACCAAUCCAGUUAUGACGGGUACAGCUAUGAGCAGGUUAAGGCAGCGGCUGAAGCAGCAGCCGAUCGUUUCCACGAGGAGAGCUUAUACCAAGAUAACGGUCCUUUCCCUUCCAUGAAGCACGCAGAUGGGCAAUCGUACGUUGCUGAUCCCUGGAGUGGUCGGUCUAUGCCACAGUCACUGGAUCAGCAAGGCCGCCUUCCACCACAUGUGUCUCGCAGGCACGCGAGAACGAACAGCCUAGGGUCCCACGGUGUCUCAGCCCCCUACCGUGUGCUUCACAGCUACAAUUCUCCUGCGUAUAAAAAUGCGCCGAUCUGGGGUUGA